AUGGGUCUCUCUCUCUCACUCUCACUCACUCUCUCUCUCUCCCUCACUCUCUCUCUCUCUCACUUACUCUCUCUCUCUCUCUCUCUCACUCACUCUCUCUCUCUAACUCACUCUCUCUCUCUCUAUCACUCUCACUCUCUCUCUCUCACUCUCACUCACUCUCUCUCACUCUCACUCUCUCUCUCUCUCUCUCUCUCUGUCAUGUCCUUUCCGGACUUCUCUCAAUUACCUUCUCUAUUUCUCCCUUUUUUACUCGCCUCCAUCUUCGCCUUCUUCUUCUCAUAUUCCACACACUCUCUAUUCCGUCUUUCCACUUUUAUAAUUCUCUUCUUCCCUUUUACUAUUUUGCAGUCCUCUCCUUUUCCCUCCCCUUUUCCACUCAUCAUUUCUUCUUCUUUACUCGCCUCGAGCUUCGCCUUCUUCGUCUCACUGUCUACUCACCUUCUUUUCCCUCUUUCCCAUUCUCUAAUUCUCGUCUUCUGUUUUACUAUUUCUCAGUCCUCUCCUUUUCCCUUCCCUUUUCCACUCAUCAUUUCUCCCUCUUUACUCGCCUGCAACUUCUCCCUUUCACUCUCUACUCGCCUUCUUUUCCCUCUUUCCCCUUCUCUAAUUUUCGCCUUCAUUUCCACUAUUUCUUGGUCCUCUCCUUUUCCCUCUCAUUUCCCUUAUCAUUUCUCCCUCUUUACUCGCCUCCAACUUCUCCCUUUCACUUUCUACUCCCCUUCUAUUUCCUUUUACUCCUUCUCUAAUUCUCGUCUUCCAUUUCACUGUUUCUUGGUCCUCGCUUUUUACCUUCCCUCUAGCUUCUCUCUUUCUAUUUCUCUCAUUUCCCCGCUUGUCUUUUCUUCCUUUACUUCUCCAUUCUCUCCUCUUCCCUCCCGUCUCUUGAUCCUUCUCUGUAAUUUUCUUUUAAGUAAUUUCCAUCUCUUCUGUCACCUUCCAUUCCAUUUUUCUCAUUUCACUCUCCUCUUCCUUCUUUUUACAUCCCCGCUCUUCCUUCUCCAUCUGUCGUUCCCCUCCGCAUUCUUCUUCGUAUCGCUGCUCUUCCCCCUUCUUUUCUCACUUACGUUUUCUUCCUUCUAUCCUCUUCCAAAUCCAUCUCUUCUCUCCCCUCUCCAUCUUUCUUUCUCCUCAGCCUUAUUUCCUGUUCCUUUCUUUCCACUUCUUCUCUCGCUUUUCUUCGCAUUUUUCUAUUUUCACUCCUCCCUUCUCUCUUACUUCUACUUCGUUCUUUUCUCUUGCUUCUCCUCUUUCUUUUUCUAG
This is a messenger RNA of Acanthosepion pharaonis, 1263 nucleotides long. NCBI's taxonomy places the organism in Eukaryota, Metazoa, Mollusca, Cephalopoda, Sepiida, Sepiidae. The record is from the annotation of a GenBank genome assembly.